GACUCUAUUUGGAGUUGUGUCCAUUGCAGAUGAAGAAAGUUUUUUUUUUCUGGAUUCUUUUCUACUUGUACUUACACCAGAGGUCGUUGGCAGGCUCCGUCCUCGCAGAGAGCCCGCACCAGGAUGGGUGCUCUCCCGGCGCUAAGGAUAUUAUGGAUUUUGAUCUUUACUGGAAUAACAGGAGUCUGCGGUUCAAACGUCUGCACCUCCAGAGGGGCCAGCACAUGCAAGCAAUGUCUGGCUGUGCACCCCAACUGUGCUUGGUGCUUCCAGGAGGACUUUGGCCAGGGGGUUGCCAGUUCUUCCCGCUGUGAUCUGAAGAAUAACCUGGUGGAGGCGGGCUGUGCCCUGGCAGCUCUGGAGUCUCCGAGCAGCAAACUGCAGGUGAUCGAGGACCGGCCCCUCAGCAACAAGGCAGCGGGGGCCACGCAGGACGUUACUCAGAUCAAGCCCCAGAAACUACACAUCACCCUCAGGCCAGAUGAUGCCAAACGCUUCACAGUGAAGGUGCGUCAGGUAGAGGACUACCCUGUGGAUCUCUACUACCUCAUGGACCUCUCCUACUCCAUGAACGAUGACCUCUUCCGCCUGAGGACAUUGGGCAAAGGCCUGGCCGAGGCCAUGAACCGCACCACCAGCAACCUCCGCAUGGGCUUUGGGGCUUUUGUGGACAAGCCGCUCUCGCCUUACAUGUACAUCUCCCCCAAAGAGGCUGUGAAGAACCCGUGCUACAGCAUUAACACCACCUGCCUGCCCCAGUUUGGCUACAAACACGUUCUGUCUCUGACGGAGGAGGUAGGCCGCUUCACAGAGGAAGUCAAGAAGCAGAUGGUGUCCAGGAACCGAGAUGCCCCGGAGGGAGGCUUUGAUGCCAUCAUCCAGGCUGCUGUGUGCAAGGAGCAGAUCGGUUGGCGCCCCGGUGCAUCCCACCUUCUGAUAUUCACCUCGGAUGCUAAGACUCACGUGGCUCUGGAUGGUCGUCUGGCUGGAAUCGUGCAACCCAACGAUGGGCAGUGCCACCUCAACUCUGACAAUAUGUACAGCAUGUCCACCACCUUGGAUUACCCAUCUCUAGCUCUGAUCACAGAGAAGAUGUCAGAGAACAACAUCAACCUCAUCUUUGCUGUCACCAACCCUGUGGUUGCUCUUUACCAGAACUACAGUGAGCUGAUUCCUGGCACCACAGUAGGAACACUGUCCAAUGACUCGGGCAAUGUUAUUCAGCUCAUACUGAAGGCCUAUGCUAAAAUUCGUUCCAAGGUGGAGCUGGAGCUUCAAGGCGUCCCAGAGGAACUGUCCCUGUCCUUCAACGCCACCUGUCUGAAUGGAGAGCUCAUCCCUGGCCUCAAAUCCUGUUCUGGGCUCAAGAUAGGAGACACGGUUUCUUUCAGUGUGGAGGCCAGAGCUCGUGGUUGCCCCAAACAAAAGAAGAAAACCUUCAUCAUUAAGCCGGUCGGCUUCAAGGAUUCCCUCCCCAACACUGUCACCUUUGAGUGCGACUGCAAAUGCCAGACCAAAGCCCAGCCCGAUAGCCCCAAAUGUAACCACGGCAAUGGCACCUACGAGUGUGGCAUCUGCCUGUGCCACCCAGGUCGCUUAGGGCCACAUUGCGAGUGUGCAGAGGGUGACUAUAACCCCACAGAGCAGGACCGCUGCAGCGGACCCGCAGGCUCUGGAGGACCUCAGUCAGUCAUCUGCAGUGGCCGUGGAGACUGUGUGUGUGGCCAGUGUGUGUGCCACAGCAGUGACUUUGGAAAAGUCUGGGGAAAGCUGUGUGAGUGUGAUGACUUCAACUGCCUGCGCUACAAGGGGGAACUGUGCUCAGGCCAUGGCGUCUGUAACUGCGGCUUCUGCCAGUGUGCACCAGACUGGCAGGGUGAGAACUGUAACUGCUCCAGACGUACUGACACCUGUAUGUCCAACCUGGGCUUGCUGUGCAGCGGGAGGGGCCAGUGUGUGUGCGGGGCCUGUGAGUGCACGCAGCCAGGUGCCUACGGAGCCACAUGUGACAAGUGCCCCACCUGCCCUGAUGCCUGCACUAUGAAAAAGGAGUGUGUGGAGUGUAAGUACUUCAAGAGGGGCAGACUGUUUGAGGACAAUACCUGCUCUCGAAUCUGCAAAGAUGAGAUUGUGCUUGUGGAUGAAUUAGUGCUUCAUGAUACAAAUGCUGUAAACUGCACUUACAAAGAUGAGGAUGACUGCAUUCAGCGUUUCCAGUAUUAUGAGGACGCCAGUGGCAAGUCCAUCUUGUUUGUCGUCAAAGAGCCAGACUGCCCCAAGGGUCCAGACAUUUUGGUGGUGCUUAUGUCAGUGGCAGGAGCCAUCUUGUUCCUUGGCUUGGCGGCUCUGCUUAUCUGGAAACUGCUGGUCACCAUUCAUGACAGACGGGAGUUCGCCAAAUUUGAGGAAGAACGCGCUCGUGCCAAGUGGGACACGGGACACAAUCCUCUCUACAAAGGAGCCACAUCUACCUUCACGAACAUCACAUACAGAGGAAAAGACUGAUGCUACUGAACAAAAAAGAAGGAUGAAAUAAUGGACUUUCACUGUCCUUUGUGAGAAGGCACCGAAUCAUGUGCAGGUCUCUACUGUCACAAGACAAUAAUUAAUAAUUAUUUGUGUUUGUAAAUAUGUAGAAAUGAUUCUGAGGACACAUUUUUAUCAGGGAUUUGUCAUAAACACCCUCUUAUACUACACUGAUAAAUAAAUAAUAUUGUUUUCAUUUUGUGUGAUUGACAAAAAAAGCAGGUUUACCCAAAUCACAAAAAAACAUUCUCUCCUACCCACAACCUCCUGCCAUGUAUAUUAGUUUUUAUUUAUUUGCCCACGCAUUUAGAUAUCUUGGGGGCAACUGUAACAUCUCUUACAAAUAUUUUGGUUAACCCACAGACCUUGCUGUGGACAGUUUCAUUAUUUUUAUACCUUUGGUGGAAAAUAGUAUCAAAAUCUUGACAGCAAGAUCUGUAGAUUACUCUGAAUAUUUGUUUCAGAGGCAGAUAAAACCAAAACUAUCCACAUGGCUGGAUAUCACUGAGGCUAAGUAGGAAAAUAUAUUAAAAAGUGAUGUGGCUAAACUUACCCUUGUGGUCAAUGGGGGAAACAAAAGGGCAGAUAAACGUAAAACAAACUUAAUUUCCUUAUCACAAUGAUGGGAUUUCCUGUUUGUGGUAUUCAGUGGCACUAUGACAAGAUAAACUGUCUAUAAUUAUGUCAAGUGACAUGCUGGAGAUAUGUGGUUUGGAGUAAACUGUUAAUUUACUGAAAACUG
Messenger RNA from Morone saxatilis (striped sea-bass), 3268 nucleotides. Its product is annotated as integrin beta-3-like. Gene Ontology annotation, cellular component: integrin complex; focal adhesion; cell surface. Lineage: Eukaryota; Metazoa; Chordata; Actinopteri; Moronidae. Gene Ontology annotation, biological process: integrin-mediated signaling pathway; cell adhesion mediated by integrin; cell migration. The transcript has 15 exons. Gene Ontology annotation, molecular function: fibrinogen binding; integrin binding; fibronectin binding. The record is from RefSeq and is a predicted model, not a curated record. Bases 124 to 2505 code for a protein of 793 amino acids.